Messenger RNA from Branchiostoma floridae (Florida lancelet), 1965 nucleotides. RefSeq names its product ATP synthase subunit beta, chloroplastic. Gene Ontology annotation, molecular function: ATP hydrolysis activity; proton-transporting ATP synthase activity, rotational mechanism; ATP binding. Gene Ontology annotation, biological process: proton transmembrane transport; proton motive force-driven mitochondrial ATP synthesis. Bases 120 to 1616 code for a protein of 498 amino acids. The record is from RefSeq and is a predicted model, not a curated record. NCBI's taxonomy places the organism in Eukaryota, Metazoa, Chordata, Leptocardii, Amphioxiformes, Branchiostomatidae. The transcript has 13 exons. Gene Ontology annotation, cellular component: chloroplast thylakoid membrane.
UUAGAUCUUUCCAUUCCAUUCAUUCUGUUCUGGACAGAGGAGGAGACGACGAGACUAGAACAGACUUCGGAAAACUUCUUUUGAGGUUUUUGGAUAACUUGAGUGAAGAUUGAAUCACAAUGCCCUUUCGACACAUCGCGGCACUUGCCGUGAUCCUUGCAGUUGCCAAUGCUGGAGCAUUCACCCAAACUGCUGACUCUGAUGUCAACAUUGGUUAUAUCAGUCAAAUCAUCGGUCCUGUGGUGGACGUGGAGUUCACUGAGGGUCAACUGCCAAACAUCUACAAUAAGCUGGAGGUGGAAGGACCAGACAAUAACCCUAUAGCUCUGGAGGUUCAACAGCUUCUUGGCGACAACAGGGUGCGUGCGGUCGCCAUGGCCAGUACGGAUGAUCUAAAACGUGGAAUUAAGUGCAUAGAUACCGGGGCUCCCAUCAGUGUCCCUGUUGGCCAGGAGACGCUCGGCAGAAUCAUGAACGUCCUCGGAGAGCCCGUUGACAACCAAGGAGAAAUCAAUGCCGAACAGACUUUACCCAUCCACCGCAACGCUCCAGCCUUUAAAGAUCUGGAAACAAAGCCGAGCAUUUUCGAGACUGGCAUCAAGGUGGUGGACCUUCUGGCUCCCUACCGCAGGGGCGGCAAGAUCGGUCUGUUCGGUGGUGCUGGUGUCGGCAAGACCGUAUUGAUCAUGGAACUCAUCAACAAUAUUGCCAAGGCCCAUGGUGGCUACUCCGUGUUCGCUGGUGUCGGCGAGCGCACGCGUGAGGGCAACGAUCUGUACGAAGAGAUGAAAGAGUCCGGUGUCAUCAACGAAAAGUCGUUGACGGAUUCCAAGGUGGCCCUUGUGUACGGCCAGAUGAAUGAGCCCCCUGGCGCUCGCAUGCGUGUUGGCUUGACAGGGCUCACCAUGGCCGAGUACUUCCGUGACGUGAAUAAACAGGACGUGCUGCUCUUCAUCGACAACAUCUUUAGAUUCGUACAAGCUGGUUCAGAGGUGUCCGCCUUGCUGGGCCGUAUGCCCUCUGCUGUAGGCUACCAGCCCACCCUGGGAACUGAAAUGGGUUCACUGCAGGAGCGUAUCACAUCUACCACCAAUGGCUCCAUCACAUCCAUACAGGCCGUCUAUGUUCCCGCUGAUGAUUUGACUGAUCCCGCCCCUGCCACCACCUUUGCCCAUUUGGACGCCACCACUGUGCUGUCUCGUGGUCUCGCUUCCAAAGGCAUCUACCCCGCUGUGGAUCCCCUGGAUUCCACUUCCACCAUGCUGCAACCCGGGAUCGUAGGAGAGGAGCACUACGGCACUGCACAACGUGUGAAGUCAACCCUACAGAGAUACAAGGAACUACAGGACAUCAUCGCUAUCCUGGGUCUCGACGAGCUGUCAGAAGAGGACAGGCUGACGGUGGCUCGAGCCCGUAAGAUUGAGAGGUUCCUGUCCCAGCCUUUCUUUGUGGCAGAGGUCUUCACGGGAUCACCUGGGAAGUAUGUUUCACUCGCUGAAACCAUCAAAGGGAUGCAGAUGAUCCUAAGUGGCGAGUUAGACGAUCUUCCCGAGCAAGCCUUUUACUUGGUGGGAAACAUCGACGAAGCCAAAGAGAAGGCGGCGAAGUUAAAGUGAGCAGUAGCUCCCGAGACGCUGCCAACAGCCUCGCGCUGUGAGAACCACCAUCUCCCCCGCCUCAGUGUUAACACUGCAUCACGUGACAAGCUACAUCAACCAAUCACCGUCCUUCAUCGUAACACGUGCAGAUAAACAAUAACAUGCCAAUACAUUUAGUCCAUAUACAUACGGUCGUUACAAUCUGCAAGAUUAACCGACGUUGUUGUAAUACUGAUGAGUCAUUUGUGAUUUUCGAUCUGUAUACACAUGUAAGUUUCUGCAUAUGAAUGGUGCUUCAUUUGAUCCAUAUAAAAUGUGGCUUGGUAAAGUUGUAUUGCAGUUAAUAAACAAAGAUGUGUGGUCGAAA